Molecule: messenger RNA, 2459 nt
Organism: Trematomus bernacchii (emerald rockcod)
Lineage: Eukaryota; Metazoa; Chordata; Actinopteri; Perciformes; Nototheniidae
Gene: mgat1a
Product: alpha-1,3-mannosyl-glycoprotein 2-beta-N-acetylglucosaminyltransferase a
Exons: 3
Coding region: 519-1850 (443 amino acids)
Biological process (GO): protein N-linked glycosylation
Cellular component (GO): Golgi apparatus
Molecular function (GO): alpha-1,3-mannosylglycoprotein 2-beta-N-acetylglucosaminyltransferase activity
Source: RefSeq, a predicted model, not a curated record
ACCCAGGAAGUCGUCGUGUUACUUUUCCUCCUCUUCCUCCGCCUCUUUCUGUCUUGUGAGAGACAGCAGAAACUAAAGGUGGUGUUAAGUUGUUUUUACAGCCGGGAAACUAGCAAGAGAAUAGUUUCACAUCCGCUCCACAUUGUCCUCUUGUCUCCGGUUGUAUACAUGCGCUGGUUGUCAUCGAAGAAAUGGCGACAAAAAGAAGACACGCUCAGAGGAUAGAAGAGCAUAAUGAGAGUUGAGGAAUGCCAGAACCACAACCCCAAGAUGAGACCUGUCCCUCAUCAAAUUUCUUCAUUUUUUGCCCUCAUUGACACUGUAUUAAGUGUCAUAAUAACCAGAGUAACUUCAUUGUGAGCCAACAAAGUGUGACUCCAGAUCUCUGAAUAUGUGCUUGUGAUAAUACACAUGCUGCCCUUCCCAUAUCCUAUUCCUAGUGUCUGUAACCAGGACACAUCAUUUUAUUCAAACCCUGUCCUACUGAAACCCUCUCCCUCCCUCUGAGUUUCUGUGCCAUGAUCCGCAAGCGAGGCUCUCUCAUUCUUUGUGGUACGUUCCUGUUUAUCACCUGGAACGCCAUACUUGUGCUUCUGCUGUGGGGCAGACCCCCAUCGGGCCAGACUGGGGAGCAUGGCCAGGGGAAGAGAGAAGUGGCUGAAAGGCCCACCAAUGAUAUGGUGGGAGAUGUGCUCCGAAUGGCAGACACGUUCGAAGCAGAGCUGGAAAUGCAGAGAAAAAUCCUGCUUCAGAUCAAGAAUCAGCAGUCCCUGUGGGAUCCGUCAAACAAAAACGCACCAAAAGUAGUCGUCCCACCCCAGCUUGUGAUACCUAUCCUGGUAAUCGCCUGUAACAGGGUCACCGUGAGGCGCUGCUUGGACAAACUCCUGGAGCUCCGUCCUUCCGCAGAACUUUUCCCAAUCAUCGUGAGUCAGGACUGUGAGCACGCUGAAACUGCUGAGGUGAUCCGUUCUUAUGGAAAUCAAGUGAUCCAUCUGAAACAGCCGGUCUUGUCAGAUAUCGCUGUGCGACCAGAGCACAAGAAGUUCCAGGGUUACUACAAAAUCUCCAGGCAUUACCGCUGGGCUCUCAACCAAGUGUUCAAGACCCUCUCUCAUUCCUCUGCUGUGGUUGUAGAGGAUGACUUGGAGGUGGCGCCAGACUUCUUUGAGUACUUCCAAGCCUUGCUGCCACUCCUAAAAUCUGACCCCACUCUGUGGUGUGUGUCGGCCUGGAAUGACAAUGGUCGGGAUGGCUACGUGGAUCCAGGCAGCGCCAACCUGCUCUACAGGACAGACUUCUUUCCCGGUCUGGGCUGGAUGCUCCUCAGGGAGAUGUGGGAAGAGCUGGAGCCAAAGUGGCCCGCGUCAUUCUGGGAUGACUGGAUGCGUCAGCCAGAGCAGCGCCGAGGCCGUGCCUGUAUACGCCCGGAGAUCUCACGAACUUUAACCUUUGGCCGGAAAGGAGUCAGUCUGGGUCAGUUCUAUGACAAAUACCUGCGAUACAUUAAACUGAACACCGAAUUUGUGCCUUUCACCAAGUUAGAUCUGAGUUACUUAAAGGAGGAGAAGUACAGAGAACAUUUUGAGAAGGAAGUUUACAGAGCUCCUGUAGUUACAUAUGAAGAUGUCAAGCAGGGGCAGCUAAAAGGAACUGGGCCUUACCGCCUUCAAUACUCGAGUAAGGACAGCUUCAAAAUUCUGGCCAAAAACCUGGGAGUGAUGGAUGACUUGAAGUCUGGAGUGCCAAGGACAGGAUACAGAGGGGUCGUCAGUUUCAUCUCGAAAGGACGAAGGAUAUACUUGGCCCCUCCUCCGGGAUGGACCAAGUAUGAUCCCAGCUGGAGCUGAUUAUCCAUUUAAGCGUAUUAGCCUUUUUGUGAUCUCUGAAUGUCUGAGGGAGAAGCAUUACAGACCAAAGACUAAUGUCUCUAAAGUUUAUGUUUGAUUUAAUGAUAUAUACUUUUGAUUAUUGUCUGUGAUGAUGCAGAAUGAAUUUCCCCCCUUUUUGGUGUUGGGGUUAUUGCCAAUGCUACUCAGGUCUUUUUCAUUAUACGAAAAAACUUUUCUUACAGUGUAGGAUACAGCCUUAGACGAUUCUGCAGUAAUUCACAAGAGAUCUAUUUUUAUAUGCUCCUAAAUGUGCAAAUGACACUCAUUAAUGCAUUCAAUACAAUUAACUAGUAUGCCACUAUUGUUUUAAAUUAUUUGCAAUUUAUGGUAGCCUAUGUGACUUGUUUAUGUCUGGUACGAAUAUGAAAAUAUAAUCUGUCGUAUGGUUGUUUAUGGUGUUGGUGACUGGUCAAAGCUGCAGUAUAAUCUAACAUUUGACUCUCAUUUUUGUGUCUUAUAUGAAAAUCAGUUAGUCAAUUGAUUUUCUUGAAUGAUUCUCCAAUGUAUUACCUUACAGGUUUGUUACCUGUGUUUGUAUAUUUUUGGAAUAAAAAACCCAAUUUACUG